Mauremys reevesii (Reeves's turtle) is the source of this 636-nucleotide messenger RNA. RefSeq names its product syntaxin-binding protein 2-like. The transcript is spliced from 7 exons. The record is from RefSeq and is a predicted model, not a curated record. Gene Ontology annotation, biological process: neurotransmitter secretion; intracellular protein transport; vesicle-mediated transport. The coding region runs from base 295 to 636 and encodes 113 amino acids. Gene Ontology annotation, molecular function: syntaxin-3 binding. Gene Ontology annotation, cellular component: plasma membrane; secretory granule. NCBI's taxonomy places the organism in Eukaryota, Metazoa, Chordata, Testudines, Geoemydidae.
GUUAUCAUGGCCCAGUCCUAACUGGAUCCAACCGGUUUUUCCUCCUAUUGGCCACUCCAAGGACAAUGUCACCUCAGGCUGUUUUCCACCCUUGCUAGGACUGUACCAUAUUUUCCCGCCACUAAAGACAGGAAGGGACUGAGCUCCCAGCCGAGUGGCGCAGUCCAUCCCAGUGACUGUGUGCGCGGCUCAGGCCUGCCCAGCACGUUCUGCCCGAAGUGACGAGCGAGGGAAGGAGAUUCCAUCGAACCCGCUCCAGCUCCUGGACUCGAGUGGACGUGACAGGAGGUGAAGAUGGCUCCAUCCGGGUUGAAGGCAGUGGUGCGUGAGAAGAUCUUCAGCGUUGUCUUUCGCAGCGUGAAGAAGGAAGGAGAAUGGAAGGUGCUGAUCAUGGACCACCCGAGCACGCGCAUCCUCUCGUCGUGCUGCAAGAUGUCCGACAUCGUGGACGAAGGCAUCACACCUGUGGAAGAUAUUGAUAAGUGCCGGGAGCCAAUCCCCAGCCUGGAGGCCAUCUACCUGCUCAGCCCUGUGGAGAAGUCGGUGCAGGCUCUGAUCAGUGACUUCCAGGGCACCCCCACCUUCAACUACAAGGCGGCUCACGUCUUCAUCAGCCAAGGCGAGAACUCGGCGUGA